Molecule: messenger RNA, 2787 nt
Organism: Hymenoscyphus albidus
Lineage: Eukaryota; Fungi; Ascomycota; Leotiomycetes; Helotiales; Helotiaceae
Source: the annotation of a GenBank genome assembly
AUGUCCUCCUCCCAAACCCCAUCCAAGAAUCCAACAAAAUCCAACAGAAAAUCUAAAAACCCUUCCAAAUCUACACCAUCUGCUUCUGCUCAAAGGCCUCCUUCGUCACUUGCAGAGAAACCACAAAGUCAAAGAAAAAUGCCUUCUGCUGCUCCACCCCAGGGAACUCCCAACCCACCUCCGGGAAAAAGACUCAAGAAAAAACCAGCCGUUCCGCAACAAGAACAGGAACAGCUUCAACAAUCGCCAGAGACUCCAAAGCGAAAGAAGAAGAUCUCUAGAUCACAACCUGAUCAGCAACAACAAGAACAACCUAGUGCAACUCCCAAACAACAAGAGACUCCGCAGCCACAGCAGGAUGCUACACCAUCCGAGAAACCCAGAAUUAGGAAGAAGAAGAAGCCCCAAUCGCCUGUUGAGGGCGAGGGAUCAACACCACAAAAAAAACCUGAAGCUCCUUCGGCUCCAUCAACCCCUCAGAAGAAACCCGAGGUUCCUUCGACCCCAAAGCGGAAACCUGAAGUUCCCAAAGAAGCUUCAAAUUUGUCAAAACCAGAUGUUCCUCAACAAAAGGAUGCUGGAAAAGCGCUUGACAGCGGGAAGGAUAGGGCUCCCAAGCCCGAGGAUGUUGGAAAACGAGCCGAGAAUGCCGCACCGCCUAGCUUGAAAAAGAAGAAGAAGGUUCCAAAGCCUGAGGAUGUGCAGAAGGGCGUUGAAGGUAUGAAAGAGAAUGCGCCAAAGCCCGACGAUGCUGGAAAGCAGGUCGAAGGGUUGAAGAAGAAAGCCCCAAAGACUGAGGAUGUACAGCAGAAAGUUGGAGAGGCGAAGGAGAAAGCGCCAAAACCGGAAGACAUCCAGGAGAAGGCUGAGGAUAUGAAGGAGAGCGCACCAGAGCCUGAAGAAGCACAAAAAGAGGUCGAGGAUGUGAAGGAGAGAGCACCAAAGCCUGAAGAAGCACAGAAAGAGGUCGAAGACGUAAAGGACAACGCGCCAAAGCCCGAAGAUACACAAGAGAAGAUUGACGAGGCGAAAGAUCGAGCACCUAAACCUGAAGAUGCAGAAAAAAAGCUCGAUAGUGCCAAAAAAGCCGUUUCAUCGCUUCCAAAUGGUGGUGGUUCAAGCGAUCCGCCAAAAAUGAUUAAGAAAAAGAAGAAGCCGGCUCCAAUUCCUGAACCAGAGCCUCUCAAGGAGUCUGAGCCUGAGCCUGAACCAUCUGAGGAGGAGGAGCAAGAACCAAGCGAGGAGGAACAUGUUGAGGAUUCUGGUCAUGAAUCGCAACACUCUGGCGAGGAAGAAGACGAAGACUCGAACUCCGAGGAGCAGGAUGAUCAUCUCCAAGAACAAGAGGAAAGUGUUCAUGACCAGGCCAAAGAGGCUCCCAGUAUUGAUUCUGGCGUUGAGGGCGUCUCAUCUGAUGAGGAAGAGGAGACAUCAUCUGCACAACAGAGCCUCGAGCCUGAGCAUGAAAAUGAGCAUGAUAUGGAAGACAGUCAAGAUUAUGAUGAAGGCUCAGAAGAACAGGAUGAGGCCAGCAGUGAAGAGCAAGAACAAGAUAUCAGUUUCGACGAGGAGGAAUCUGACGACAACAGUCUUCCUGACGGUGCACCACUCGACAAAGCCCAGGAUGUCACAAACAAAGUCGAGGAUGCUCCCAAGGAGGCACAAGAUACCUUGAAGGAUGCACCAGAUAAAGCUCAAAAGACUGCUGGUGGCGUAAAAGAUACCCUCAAAGACGCUUCAAGUCAGGCUCAAGAUACUACUGGCGAUUCGCUGAACAAAACCCAAGACACCGCCGAUGAUGCGCCAAAGAUAAUCAAGAAGAAGACCCCCAAGUCGGAAGACGCUACGAACAAAGUCGAUGAAGCUUCCAAGCCUGUCAAAGAUACUGCUAACUCAACUGGUUCUCUCGAUACUGCAAAGAACACAGCUAGUGGAAUUACAGACGAUUCGCCUGUAGAUAAGACAAAAGACACAGCCAGUGGAUUGACAGGAGGUUUACCCGGUAGUGCAGCCCUUGGUGGUGAUGAACAAGCAGAAGCACAACAAAAGCCAGCACCACCCAAAAUGAUCAAGAAAAAGAAGAAACAGCCACAGAAUCCUGCUGAGGGUGGACUUGGUAGUGUGACUGACAAAGUCAAGGAGGACCCAGCAACAACAGCUGAAGGUGCUGUAGACGGAGUCAAAGAGAAAGGAGAUGGUCUUGCGGAUCAAGCCAAGGACGCCACUCCAAAAGACUUUCCAAGCGAUGCUGCUGGUGACGCCGCUAAACCAGUUGAGGAUUUUAAAUCUGAUGUUGGCGAGAAGGCUGGUGAAGUGAAGGAUUCCGCUACGAAAUCAACCGAAGGGUUGAAAGAUACAGCCAAUGAAAAAGCGGGAGAUUUGAAGGAUUCUGCUACAGAGAGAGCAGGUGGUACUACGAAAGCAGCCGAGGGUCAGAAAGACCAAGUCGGGGACACGACCGAGAAAUCCAAACCUGAUCUCGGUGAUUCACCAAAGCUCACGAACGGCACUUCUCACGCUACGGACAAAGCUUCUGAUCUCAAGAAAAGUGUGCCUUCGGCUGUCGUGGAUAAGGUUCCAGAUUCGUCAGAAAUCACAAGUAAAACCAAGGAAAAUGCGUUACUACAAGGUCUUGAUAUUGCUCAGCAAGAUGGAAGAAUGGUCAUCAAGACCCCGAAUAAGAUGGAAGGAUCGGAAGGUGGAAAGGGAAUUGAGAUUACUGUGAAUAGCACCAAGGAAGGCAUGACACUUACGAUUAAGAUCCCGGGAGUAUUCCAGCAAUCGUAG